CAGGCAGAGAGAAACCAGGCAAAAAACCACUCUCGACUCGCCGUCACUCACUUCUCCCCGUUCCCUCCUUAAAGAAAAUGGCCGUUACAAGCGCCGUCAGGGAUACCGCCACCGCCGCCGGCACAAUUGAGAUCCAAAACAGCCGCAACCACAACAACAAGCUGGCCGAUUUCGAACCACCCGUCAAACCCAAACGUAACAAGUAUGCCUUCGCUUGUGCGAUUCUGGCCUCCAUGACUUCCAUCCUGCUCGGCUACGAUAUUGGAGUGAUGAGUGGGGCGGCGAUUUUCAUAAAGGACCAAUUCAAGAUCUCGGACACACAAGUCGAGGUGCUGGUCGGGAUGCUGAACAUAUACUCCUUGGUCGGCUCCGCCGCCGCCGGGAGGACUUCCGACUGGAUUGGGCGCCGGUACACCAUCGUCGUUGCCGGAGCGAUUUUCUUCGUCGGAGCUCUGCUGAUGGGAUUGGCUCCAAACUAUGCCUUCCUUAUGGUCGGCCGAUUCGUCGCCGGCGUCGGCGUCGGGUACGCUCUCAUGAUCGCCCCUGUCUACACCGCCGAAGUCUCCCCUGCUUCUUCCCGUGGCUUCCUCACGUCUUUCCCUGAAGUUUUCAUAAACGCCGGAAUUCUACUCGGCUACGUGUCCAACUACGCCUUCUCCAAGCUCCCGGACCACAUCGGCUGGCGCAUGAUGCUCGGCGUCGGCGCAAUCCCCUCCGUCUUCCUCGCCGUCGGCGUCCUCGCCAUGCCGGAAUCCCCACGCUGGCUGGUUCUACAAGGCCGCCUCGGCGACGCCAAGCGCGUCCUCGACAAGACCUCCGACUCCCCGGAAGAAUCCCAAUCGCGCCUCUCCGACAUCAAAUCCGCAGCUGGAAUCCCUGAAAAUUGCAACGACGACGUCGUUGCCGUCGCCGACAAAAAAUCCCACGGCGAAGGCGUCUGGAAGGAGCUCCUCCUCCGCCCCACACCCACCGUCCGCCACAUUUUAAUCUGCGCCAUCGGAAUCCACUUCUUCCAGCAAGCCUCCGGCAUCGACGCCGUCGUUCUGUACAGCCCGAGAAUCUUCGAGAAGGCCGGAAUCACGUCGAAGGACAAGAAGCUCCUCGCGACGAUCGCCGUCGGGUUCACGAAAACCGUCUUCAUCCUCGUCGCCACUUUCCUGCUCGACCGGAUCGGGCGGCGGCCGCUGCUGCUCAGCAGCGUCGGCGGAAUGGUCGCCUCUCUAAUAACCCUAGGGUGGAGCCUGGAAGUAAUCAACCACCAGGCCCAGGCCCAGAAUUGGGCCGUGAGCCUGUGCAUCACCAUGGUCCUGGCCUACGUGGGCUUUUUUUCGAUCGGGAUGGGCCCGAUCACGUGGGUCUACAGCUCGGAGAUCUUCCCGCUCCGGCUGCGGGCCCAGGGGACGAGCAUGGGCGUGGCGGUCAACAGGGUGGUCAGCGGCGUGAUUUCGACGACGUUCAUUUCGUUGUACAAGGGUUUGACGAUCAGCGGCGCGUUCUUCUUGUUCGCCGGAAUCGCCACCGUGGCGUUCGUGUUCUUCUUCCUGUGUUACCCGGAGACGCAGGGGAGGACGCUGGAGGACAUGGAGAUUCUGUUUGGUAGUUUCAUUGGGUGGAGGGCUUUGAAGGUGGAGAGGUUGAGGGAGAGAGAGGCCCAAAAUGGGCGUGAAGUGGAAUUGUUGGAUAGUAGGAAGUAACUAGAAGAUGGUGUAAUGGUUAAUGUGUGUGGUUGUGGUGUUUGGGAGUGUAGUUAAUAAAAAUGAGCUGGAAACAUGGAAAAAUUAGUGGGUGUUCCUUCUUCUAUAGAUGACAUGACACAUGUUAAGCUUAAUAUCGGCCAGAAUCGUUAAUAUCAAUAAAUAAUAAUUCAAACAGGUGGAAGACAUUAAGAUUCGAUCCUUUUGCACAAGAAACGUGAAUACAAA
This is a messenger RNA of Linum tenue, 1922 nucleotides long. The record is from the annotation of a GenBank genome assembly. Lineage: Eukaryota; Viridiplantae; Streptophyta; Magnoliopsida; Malpighiales; Linaceae.